UUCUCUCCCUCCGACUUGGACCCGGCCCAAACCAAGAAGUAUAGGGACCGAGCUCCGUCGCCCCUUUCAACGGACGCGCCGGAUGACCGCGACUAAAACCCCCCCGCGGUUCAAGAGAAAGGCGAGGAGAUCCAACAAAACCCCCAAAACCAAACCCACGGCGAUCAAAUCAGAGGGCAUCGGCGAUCAAACCCCAUCCAAGGCCACCGCAACGGCCGCCGCUCGUCCACAGCGUGCCACGUGUCCCGUCGCCCUCCCCAGCCCGGCGGCGAUUUUGCCGCGGAGUUUCUUCGAAAUCGACGCCCUCGACCUCGCCCCUCGCCUCCUCGGCAAGUUCCUCCGCAGGGACGACGUCGUUCUGCAAAUCACCGAGGUGGAGGCUUACCGAACAAACGAUACCGCUUGUCACGGUAGAUUUGGUGUUACUUCGAGGACAGCUCCUGUGUUUGGUCCAGGAGGACAUGCAUAUGUUUACUUAUGUUACGGUCUCCACAUGAUGCUGAACAUUGUUGCUGACAAGGAAGGAUUGGGUGCUGCAGUCUUAGUACGCUCCUGUGCUCCUGUGAGUGGUUUGGAGACUAUUCAGGAACGCCGAGGUCAAAAGACUGAGAAGCCUGUCCUACUUACAGGGCCUGGAAAGGUCGGUCAGGCACUGGGGAUCUCAACUUCAUGGUCACACCAUCCUCUUUAUUCACCCGGUAAAAUAUCUUUACCCGAACCUGAUAAGAUUCUGAUAGGUCCGCGUGUUGGCAUUGAGUAUGCGUCGGCUGAGCAUGUAAGUGCGCUGUGGAGAUUUGCCAUUGCUGGUAGUUCUUGGAUAAGUGCUCCAAAGAACACUCUCAGGCCUCCUUGAAUAUGAUCAGAGGCUCUGUUUAUAUAGGGUCUUUUGAAAUGUGAUUGUAUGUAUUUUGUGGGUUUUGUGUGUUAAGGUCAAAUGCAAAAUAGCUUGAAAGGUUUAAUGGAAUUAGAUUGUUUAUAUUUGACGUUACAUAUGAUCUUUGAUACGGAUUUUUCUUUUUUCUUUUGAGGAAUACUCGUAAUUGUUUCUUUGGUGUGCAGUAUUUGACGUGUAGCUUCAGGGUUGCCAGA
This is a messenger RNA of Asparagus officinalis (garden asparagus), 1089 nucleotides long. Its product is annotated as DNA-3-methyladenine glycosylase. The transcript is spliced from 6 exons. The record is from RefSeq and is a predicted model, not a curated record. Gene Ontology annotation, biological process: base-excision repair. The coding region runs from base 83 to 853 and encodes 256 amino acids. Gene Ontology annotation, molecular function: alkylbase DNA N-glycosylase activity; DNA binding. Lineage: Eukaryota; Viridiplantae; Streptophyta; Magnoliopsida; Asparagales; Asparagaceae.